This is a messenger RNA of Vollenhovia emeryi, 774 nucleotides long. RefSeq lists its product as uncharacterized. The coding region runs from base 1 to 774 and encodes 257 amino acids. Lineage: Eukaryota; Metazoa; Arthropoda; Insecta; Hymenoptera; Formicidae. The transcript has a single exon. The record is from RefSeq and is a predicted model, not a curated record.
AUGAGAAUAUUAUUAGGCUUUUGCGAGGAUUACAAACGCGUGGUGGUGAACGCUCGACACAAACUUAUUUUGAUACGCGCGCGCAACGAUAACAAUUGCAUCGUAGCGACAGCGAGUGCUAAGAAUCCUAAAAUCGUUCUUUCGAGGGUGCAAUGGCGAAUGCCGCACAUUGUGUUGAACGACGUUAACAAAUUAUCGCUUUUGCGAACACUGGAGAGCGGACGAUUUUUAAGCGUUGGAUUUCGCUCGUGGGAUCUGUAUGAAUUUCCUUUACUGCAGAGCACGACCAAGCACUCGUGGGCUGUAAAAACCACGGCGCAACUAGAGAAACCGCGAUACGUUAUCUUUGCGCUACAGACUGGACGAAGAAACGUGUUGACAAGCGACUCUUCGCCUUUCGAUCAUUGCAAGCUCACCAACGUCAAACUGUAUUUGAAUUCAGAUUUCUAUCCCUAUGAUGAUAUGAAUCGGGAUAUAGAUAAUAAUAAGUUUGCUAUACUGUACGACAUGUAUGCAAAAUUUCAGAGAUCGUACUAUGGACGAAAGCUCGAUGAUGCGUAUCUAAAUGUACAAUCAUUCAUAACGUCCGGCCCAUUCGUAGUGAUCGAUUGCUCUCGUCAGAACGAGGCUGUGAAGAGCGCCACCGUGGACAUUCGCGUAGAGUUUGAAUGCAAGGAUAACGUUCCAUCCGACACCAUAGCGUAUUGUCUUAUCAUUCAUGAUAGAGUCAUUCAGUACAGCCCGUUGACGAACGUCGUACGCAAGAUUGUGUAG